Molecule: messenger RNA, 2413 nt
Organism: Ruditapes philippinarum (Manila clam)
Lineage: Eukaryota; Metazoa; Mollusca; Bivalvia; Venerida; Veneridae
Exons: 6
Coding region: 61-1776 (571 amino acids)
Source: RefSeq, a predicted model, not a curated record
AUGUAUAUAUUUACUUUUUCAGGGAAAGAGAAAUGUAGGUGAAACUGUUGUGCAGGUAGAAUGAAAAUACGGGUGUACAAUGUCGCUCAUGGGGAACACAUACCACUGCACCUGCCACUUAUCCUGGGCGAUGUUGACUACAAGACAGACGAUGGCGAAAUUGAAGUCUGGAACGCAAGCAGGAGAGAGUUAGUAGCAACAAAAUGGCCAGUAAUCGAGGGCGCGUUCAAAGUUUUAGUAAGAUUAGUACCUGGAGAUAAUGAUAUUAAUCUUCGAUACCAAGAUGAGAUUCUUAAAAUAACUCUUACCUUCACGUUCCCGCACUUCAAGCAGUUUGUUCGUCCGGUUUAUAUUGUACUGGCCGACGAUGAUGGUUAUUUUCAAGGUCCCGAUGACGAGGAUUGUUCGGUUGACUCGGCCCUUGAAAGAAUAAAAAUUGGUGCUAUGCUAAUCCAAACCUUCACUGCCGAGAAAAUGAAGGAGCACGGUUUCGGGCGUCAGGCUUUUCAACUAGAAUGUGACGCCAAUUACGAACCCGUCUGUAAUGUGUUCAAAAGUAGAUUAACUUUAGAACGUGCACAUAGCAUGACAGGAAAUGAACUAUGGACUCAUUUUGCACGAGAAUUGAUGAUGUCAUCAAGUUUUACUGACAAAGAUCUCUCUAAAUGGUACUGCUUUAUGUCUUUCACUCGUUACGAACCUCCACUAUCAGAAACACCAAAAACUCACAGUGAAAUUCUAAAAUACACAAAAGGACAUACAGCCUUAGGUGGUGGUGGUCUAGCACUAUUUGGAACAGGAAAUCUUCACACAUGGGCAGCAAAAGUGAGUGAAAUCUACAGUCGCUUCACGGACAUGCGUAAAAUUGACCGCACUAAGCUGAUGGACGACAGCGCUUAUAGAGAAUAUUACUGGGCCAACUACGCUACGGGUCUCGGUGCUUCACUUCAUGAAUUAGGCCAUACAUUUGAUCUCGCACACACACCCUCAGGAAUAAUGGCACGAGGAUUUGAUGACCUUCACAAAGUCUUCACAGUUCAAAGGUCAAAAGUUGCAAUACAGAAUGGGGAUCAUCGCUAUAGUAACCACGAGCGGUCACCAAGCAAUGUUUCCCUCUCUGAUACACAAGAAAGUAAAAGUCUGCUGCAGACAGAGGUGAAGGCUGUGAAUAUCAAUGAUAAGAGAUACAAAGAUGUUUGUUUUGGGAGCCCAUUCAAAAGGCCAAUCAGAAGGAACAGUAACAGUGGCAAUGUGUACAUAGCUCCAUCACCAGUUGUGUUCAAGGUGGAGGAAGGAUUUAAACCAAUGGCAUUCCAGCAGACGGUCAAUAUAAGCAUGAAGAAUUACGAUGGUAGUGAGACACAUCAAACUAUCACCAAGGAUAGGAGUUACGAAACAGUGACGGAAGUAACUCUUGGAGAGUCGGGACAGCUGUUAGCAAAGACGUCAAAAAGAGGUUGGUUUGAAGUAAUAUCUUUAGUUUACAGGUGGUUCAAUAGAUUUGAUGUAAGGGAAUCCAAGAAGAACAUGUCUUUUUCUGGGUCUCGUAUAAGGUCAAAUUUUGGUUUGCGGCUGGUUGAACUAAGGAGUGAUCCAGAAGGUGAAGUUUUCCACCAUUGGGAAUUCCUAUCCGAAACUCCGCCUACUGAAUUUGCACUAAAGCAAUCUCGUGUUAAAAAUGUUCCGAUCGAGGCCAAAACAGUGACGAUUCUCGCAGAGGACAAUGUAGGCAAUGUUCUGAAGAAAAAAGUUGAGCUGAAGGAUUUUGAAUCAUGAUAUAGGUUUUAUUGUAUAGAUGAUUGUUGUAGACCAAGGCUGUGAUUGUUUUAUUUUUAAUUUCUUCAGAAAAAAAAAAGAACAUUGUUAGUCUAAUUUAAAUGUUGGAUCCAUUUUGGCAAUAUGUACCAUAUCCUUCCAUGUAUCCAAUCAUAUUUCAAUGCAUUUUUGGCCAUAAUACUGUUAUAGAUUAUUACCAAAGAUUUCUAGCAACAUUUUUUCAGUAAUGACAAUGAUCUGUUUAGUUAUGACACUAAUCUGUUCAGUUAUGACACUUGUAUGUUAAGUUAUGACUUUUACCUGUGAAAUUAUGACACUGACCUGUAAGUUAUGACACUGAUAUUGAAGUAUCCACACUCAUGUUUCAGAGAAGUCACUUCACUGUUUUGUGACAAUACUUUACUGGUCUGUGAAGUUAUGGCACUGUUCUGUGAAGUAACAACACUGUUCUGUGAAGUUACUACAGUUUUCUGUGAAGUUACUGCAGUUUUCUGUGAAGUUACUACACUGUUCUUUGAAGUUACUACACUGUUCUCAGUGUGAAGUUACUACACUGUUCUGUGAAGUUACUACACUGUUCUGUGAAGUUACUACACUGUUCUUUGAAGUUACUACACUGCUAUGUGAAGUAUCUACA